This is a messenger RNA of Ostrea edulis (European flat oyster), 2398 nucleotides long. RefSeq lists its product as uncharacterized. Lineage: Eukaryota; Metazoa; Mollusca; Bivalvia; Ostreida; Ostreidae. The record is from RefSeq and is a predicted model, not a curated record. The transcript is spliced from 3 exons. The coding region runs from base 150 to 1229 and encodes 359 amino acids.
GGUAUGUGUUAAAACAGGUACAAUACAUCUCUCUGAAGACAGAUUCUGAUACCACUCAGCUCCCCGACUGGCCAGAGAGUUCUGCUUCUGUCAGUUCUGAUGCAACUAGAUCAGCCCCCAGACUGGCCAGGGAGUCCAGUGUUUCGAAAAUGAGUGCAAUAUCACCCCGUGUUCUGAAACUGAUGACGGCAUGUGUGGUGGGAGUGGUCCUUGUCUUUUUGAUCAACAACUGGUACAAAUCAACAAAUGUUGUGAUACAAAAUAAUUCUUUAUCAAAUCAACAGUAUCAGGUACAACCCUCAAACGGACGAUCGCCUUCAGUAGACAACAAAAAACAAAUCCUUACUCAAAAUAUUCCCUCAAGUAACUAUGGACUAAAGAGGAAGUCGACGAAAUGCGGGGAAACUGACGACGAUUUCAAGCAGUGGGGAAUCGAAUCCGUUAAAUCGUCAGUUGAUAAAGUAUCGGCGAAAUUUAAAAGCAAUGACGCCUCUUGUGAACGUAAGAAUUUUCCAAAACCAAACCCGCAGUUGACAGCGGAAGAAACUCAGAGGAAGCUAGAGUGCAUUAAAAACUGGAAUAGGGACUACAAGAAAGGAAGCGGGGCAUUUUGGAUGGGGAAUACUCAAUAUGUCCGUCACACUCACCACACGUAUCUAAAUGACAAGAGCACUGUUUUUGAUAUCGGUGGAAACAAGGGAGAAGAUGCGGAAGCCAUGAUAAAAAGAUUUCAUCCCGGAAAUUACAUAAUAUUGGAACCGAUUAAGACUUUGUACUCCAAUCUUGUUAACAUGUUUAAGAGUAACAACAAAGUGACUGUGUAUAAUUUUGGUCUGGCAAGGAAAUAUGAUAAGUUCUAUGUUAAUGUUGUGGGACAUGGAGGGGACGCAACUUCCGUUUUUGCUGGCAAUGAUAAUGGCGGAAAUUGUUUACUUCGCGUCGUAAACACCACAGACUUUCUUUUGCAAGUUGGGGUACCAUGUUACGAAGUCGAUCUGAUCACCGUGAAUUGUGAAGGAUGCGAGUUCGAAAUAAUGGAGGAACUCGUAGGUAAUGGCAUGAUCGGUCAAUUUAGAAACGUGCAGUUUGCGACCCAUCCAACGCUGGCACACCUCAAAAAACCCGUAGAGAGAUACUGUGAAAUUCAGGAAAAAUUAAAGAGGACUCAUAAAGUUACAUAUCAAUACAAAUGGUGCUGGGAAAGUUGGAGAAGAAAAGACCUUGCGUAAUUUCACACAUUUUGUCACGCUUAAAGGGAUAGAAAUUGUCAUUUUCUUCAUUUAAAAAAAAUGUAAAGAAUAAGUUUCAGCAUUUAUUUCCAAGUUUAAAACAACUAUAAUCUUCAAAUUACUUCCCCUGAUUUUUGCUUCUUGGACAAAUAUAUGUUGGUUCCUAUUGUAACUUGACGAACAUGCAAUCAUUGCCAUCUUGAAAUUACAGCGAUUUUGUUCGUUUGAUAUCUGUAUCAAAGAAAACCCACAAGUCGCAUUCCAUUGUUCCCACUACACAACCAGUGUUCGACGUACAUGUAUUCUCCAACACAAUGCAACAUACAUCGAGUCAUCGCUCAUUCCUCUUCCUUCAUAUCUAAUUUAUCUUUUAACCAUUGCACCUUUAAUUUGGCGUCCAAUCCAUUUCAUUUUGCUCAGUAACUCUGCCUGACCUGAACGCACAGCCAAUUUGAAAUUGAGUGUGUUGUUUCCAUUAUUACUUCUAUAUGUAUUCCUACGCGCCGUUGAAAAACGUUAACUAAAGCUAUUUGAUGAGAAAAACUAUUUGUUUUACUAUUUUUAAACAUGAUUAAAUGAUAAGAAAUGAAUCUUAUAAUUCUUUUCUUGAUGGCGGCAUCAUGGGGGAAAAUCGGAUGGAAAUUGUUAAAGUCAAUGCGCGUUUUUCGUCCUAUUUUCCCAAUGAUACGGCCAUUAAGAAAAGAAUGAUACGAUUCAAUUUCUUAAAAUCAUUUCCAAGUUGAUAAUUAUCAUUCAUUUAUAUCAUUCAAUUAUCUGUUUUUCAUUAUAUGAAAAAGGAAAUAUAAUGAUUUGAGCUGGGGAAAAUCACGAAAAUGGGCUAUACUAUCUCUAGAGUGUAACCAAAUGACAUCCGUCCGUUAUUGCUCAUUUUCUACAACUAGGCUGACUAAAAUUGUAAAACGAGUUUCACUCGUUUUAUCAAUCAAUACUCGGAAAAAUAUAGUGGAAGUACACUCUAACAGUGGCAGUUCUGACCAAGUUUCCAGAUUCACAGAACUAUAACUUCUAGUUGUAGUGUUUUGUAUGCUAUAAUUAGAUACACGUGCACGUGUGUAUUGGCAAUUGGACGUUUCUAUUGGUCUUGGAUAUUACCUACCAGAUGUAUGUGAAGAUGUUUUUGAAAAAAAUAAAUAGUCAUGUUUAAUUUA